Messenger RNA from Ailuropoda melanoleuca (giant panda), 1359 nucleotides. RefSeq names its product guanine nucleotide-binding protein G(olf) subunit alpha-like. Gene Ontology annotation, biological process: sensory perception of chemical stimulus; adenylate cyclase-activating dopamine receptor signaling pathway. The coding region runs from base 181 to 900 and encodes 239 amino acids. The transcript has 5 exons. NCBI's taxonomy places the organism in Eukaryota, Metazoa, Chordata, Mammalia, Carnivora, Ursidae. Gene Ontology annotation, molecular function: G protein-coupled receptor binding; G-protein beta/gamma-subunit complex binding; GTPase activity. The record is from RefSeq and is a predicted model, not a curated record. Gene Ontology annotation, cellular component: heterotrimeric G-protein complex; cytoplasm.
CCGGGCUCGCGGAGGCCUGUAGGCUCGGCCCGCUCGCCGCGUUAUCAGGUGAUCUCCAGCCCAGGCGGCCGCCACCCCCUGCACCCAGCGGAAAAUGCAAAAUGGCCCUCUGGGACAGUGAGGGGCCGUGGCCCCCGGCCCGGGCCGGCCGCACCCCCAGCCCCGCACCCCCGCGUCCACAUGGGUCUGUGCUACAGUCUGCGGCCGUUGCUCUUCGGGGAUCCGGAGGACGUCCCCCGCGCCUCCUCGGAAGCGCCUGCAGAGGACGCGCGGCCCGGCCCGGCCCCCGUCCCGGCCCCGACCCCCGCCCUGGCCCCGGUGGCGGUGCGGGGCGACGCGGCCCCGGCCCCUCUCCCUCCGGGCGCCGGCGGGAGUCUGGCGUGCGCGCGGCCCAAAGCCGCCCCGAAGAAGGAGCGGCGGCGGCGUCCGGAGCAGCUGCGAGAUGAGGAGCGCGAGGCGGAGCGGGAGGCGAGGAAGGUCAGCAGGGGCAUCGACCGCAUGCUCCGCGAGCAGAAGCGCGACCUGCAGCAGACGCACCGGCUCCUGCUGCUGGGGGCUGGCGAGUCUGGGAAGAGUACUAUUGUCAAACAAAUGAGGAUCCUGCAUGUCAAUGGAUUUAAUCCUGAGGAAAAGAAACAGAAAAUUCUGGACAUCCGGAAAAAUGUUAAAGAUGCUAUUGUGACGAUUGUUUCAGCGAUGAGUACUAUCAUACCUCCAGUUCCACUGGCCAACCCAGAAAACCAAUUUCGAUCAGACUAUAUCAAGAGUAUAGCUCCAAUCACCGACUUUGAAUAUUCCCAGGAAUUCUUCGAUCACGUGAAGAAACUCUGGGAUGAUGAAGGCGUGAAGGCGUGCUUUGAGAGGUCCAACGAGUACCAGCUGAUUGACUGCGCCCAAUAGUAAGUGAGCUUCUGGGCACAGCCUGGCCUCUCUGAAGCUACCCUUACACCCUCGGUUAUGCUGCCCUCCCAGGGUAACUGAACUCUCUUGAGUGCAAGGAACAAAGCGUUAACAUCUUCCUACAGGAGUCAGCUUUGAAAAGGGUACAGGUUCGGUAGAUGGAAAACUGAAACUCCAUCGGGAAUCAGUGUUUCAAGGAAGAACCAGAAACAGGUGUAUUCAUUUUACUCAGACCCUUGUUUUCAGUUCUGUUCAUCUCUUUGCUUUCUAUAAAAUUACAGGCGUAUCUAUAAAUUAGAAUGUACUUAGAUAUUUGUUAUUUUAUUUUCACUUUGGAACAGGGCCCCCAGAUUAAAUUUUAAAAUAACAUCCACAUCUGUAACCAAGCCCAAGGUCUUACUUAAAGUAAUAAGGACUCAUCCUAUACAUGUUAGAAGUAGACCAGAACACUGAAAGUAU